Molecule: messenger RNA, 2527 nt
Organism: Sphaeramia orbicularis (orbiculate cardinalfish)
Lineage: Eukaryota; Metazoa; Chordata; Actinopteri; Kurtiformes; Apogonidae
Gene: ttc22
Product: tetratricopeptide repeat domain 22
Exons: 9
Coding region: 91-1806 (571 amino acids)
Molecular function (GO): protein binding
Source: RefSeq, a predicted model, not a curated record
GCGGGCUGAACACAGGCAGGGUGAACCACGUCACAGUAGAUGAGACGGUUCUGUUGAGCAGGUUUAGGUGAAGAGGAGGAGCAGGAGGCCAUGGAGGCAGACAGCUCAGAGGACAUCGAGUCCCUCAUGGAGGACAUGGACUACAUCCCGGGUCACUUCCACCUGGAUCUCAAUCUGAACUGUGACCCGGUCGGACCCGUGAAGCUCCGGCACCGGGACACGUAUCUGAAACAGGAGAGUCUGCGAGGGGAGCUGGAGGCUGAGGUUGGAUAUCUGCAGUACGCCGUCCGGAACCUCCUGGGUCUGCUGGCCUUUCACCUGGACCACCUGGAAACAGCUGAGGAAACGUUCAGAAGCAUUUGUAAGGAGGACCCUGGGAACCUCAACGCUUGGGCCAACCUGGGUUAUGUGUACGAUAAACUGGGAAGAGAACUGGAUGCAGGAGAGUGUGUGGAGAAAGUGUCCUCGCUCAUGGGUUUGGACGCUGGGGAGGUGGCUCAGGCCGAGUCCAGGCUACUGGCCGCUCGCUGCCUGGCUGAACAGGCGUAUGUUUACCCCUAUGACGUGGACCUGGACAACGAGGACGACCUGAGAGACAGACUGACAGCGGCGUUGACGUUUUACAACAGAGCUCUGGCCUAUGGGGGUCAGCUGAUACCAAUGGAGGAAAAACGAAGCUGGUACUUCAAAAUGGCAACCAUUUAUAUAAGGUUAGACGACAUAGUUAAAACCAAAGAGGACUCUGAAUACUCUAGACUGUCUCACUACAAUAAGGGACUGAAGCUUCUGACAGAAACACUUCAGUCGGAGAAAGCGCAGCACAAAGGUAAACAUGCUCUGGCCUGGUGUUAUGUCGGCAUCAUGUUAGAGAGGAAAGACGAGUUCACCACUGUUCCGAUGUCGAUACAUGACUGUGGAUACUCUGCGUCGGACCCUCUGUCCUGCUACGGAACUGCCAUAAAUUUGGCCAGCGACAAUGCAUUCAUCCUGAACCUUCUGGCCAAAGUCUUCUUUCUGCUGAGCAAACAUGAGAUGGCCACAGGGAUCUGUAACAUGGCUCUGAAUGUGCUGCCGGAUCCAGAGCUCAACUGGCAGGCAUACUGCACCCGGGCCACGAUCAAUAUGAGGCUCUACGUCAGAGAGCUGGAGAAGGCCAAAAAUGGACAAGGUGGAUUCCCAGACAGACACAAAUUGAUUGAGGCCAAAAAAGACCUGGACAAGGUUGUAAGUGUUCGUCCAUGUCUGAGGACUCACCUCCAGAUGGCGCAGGUGUUUUACUACAUGGGUGUGGAUGCGCUUCAGGAGAGCCUUCUGGUGGAUGAGGAGGCAGUGAACAGUGCGUUGGUGAGCCUCUCCCAGGCCCUGCAGUUCCAUCUGGGCGACACCUUACCAGACCUGCACGUGCUCAGAGGGCGCUGCCUCCUGUUGAAAGGCGAGGAGCAGAACGCCGCAGACUGUUUCAAACGCGCCCUGGAGUUAGAGAAGCCCGGAAGCAGAGACACCACGGCCCUACACUGCCUCCUUCAGGCCCUGCUGGCUCUGUUCAUGCAGACCGGCCCCGAUCCCGGCCCCGCCAUCACCCAGCUGGAGCUGUGGGUGCACAAGGCCGAGGAGAUGUACCCUGAGGAGACGGUGAAGGCAGAACUGAAGCACCUUUACAGGACGCACACAGCAGAGGUCACAGAGUUGGCCAAAGCUCUGAUCAGGAAAGGUCGACUGGAUCUGGUGAGGAAGCUGCUGCAAACUGUGGUGCCCAAACAGACGGCUAAAAAGAGGCCGAUUGCAAAGUCUUUCUCUCUGACUUGAAGAGAAUAUAUUGUUUAUUGAUCAAACCAGGCCAGACAUACAGUAUUUCACUCGGUUCCUGCACGAUUCCAUUUCAAUAUGCCAUACUGUUCCAGACUCAAAGACUCCAACUUCUCGGUAGAUUUUUCAGACCAUAUUUGACACGCAAGCGCAAAAAGACAGAUGUUUAUUGUGUAAAUAAAUGUUUUCAACAUCCAACUUUUUAUAUGUAUGUUGUAUUCUGAUUUUGCUGCUAAAUAUUUGAUUAGAUUGAUUAGCCUGUAGCUCAGUGCUGUUGCUUAUGUGAAUGAGUAAACACCAAACUAUGAAUACCGUUCCAGGUGUAGGAGUGUACCUGCAGAUGUACAGCAUUCUUACUUUUCACUAUAUCAACACUCUGUCACUUACUGUCACAUUUUAGCUGCACCCAACCACAGGAAAACAUUCAACUUGUAUGAUAGCUUUGAAACAUACUCGAUUCCUAUCUGGAUCUGGAAACUGCCCUCCAUGCUGUGUCAAAAUGCUGUUUAAUCGCAGCAAGGAUGUGUUUUCUUCACUUCUUUUUGUUGUCAUUUAUCAUCAGAUACAAUCAUACAGUCAAACUUGUUUCUACAUUAGUCCAGCAACAACGCAAAUACAUGUUAGUUCUAGCACAGGGGUUCCCAAAGUGGGGUAUGUGUACCCCCAGGGGUACUUGGAAGAAGCCCAGGGGGUACUUGAAAUGUUUUGGGAAAAAUACAUU